UUCAAUUGGGCACAUUAACUUACAGCACUUCUCUCCAGUCGGGUAUUCAUCUUAACCGUCCAGCGUCGUUCUUGGCACCCAUACACAUUUAAGCCGUCUACGUCUUUAACGGCGGGGCGUCUUUUUUAUGCCCACUUGGCACCCGGGCAUCUUCACCCUGAUGUGCUGUACAGUUACCCGAGGGCCAGUUCUGUUCCCCUCCACCCCCAUGCGCUUCUGCUCCUGUCUGCCUCUCGUCUUGCAGCUCCCGCAAUCCAAGAUGGCUGCAGGAGGGAAAGGUGGCGGAGCUCCGUGUCUAAGCUUCACCACCCUGGGACCUCUCGGCAACGUCCUCCCAAGCAACAGCGCACAGCCCCCUGCAGCAGCGGCAGCAGCAGCAACCACUAGUGCUGCUGCCGGAGCGGCGGCCGCGGGGGGCUCGCACAGCGGACAGAACCCUCAGGCGUGCGCGGCUAUGCCGGCGAGUCUGCCGCCCACUCCUCCUCCUCCAGCCCCGGCUCUCGUUCCGACUCCGGCCGCGGUGCUGGUAUACAGAGAACCUGUUUACAACUGGCAGGCAACUAAGAGCACCGUCAAGGAGCGCUUCGCCUUUCUCUUUAACAACGAGGUACUCAGCGACGUGCACUUCCUGGUGGGCAAGGGCCUAGGAGUGCAACGCAUCCCGGCGCACAGGUUUGUGCUGGCAGUGGGCAGUGCUGUUUUUGAUGCCAUGUUUAACGGUGGGAUGGCUACCACUUCCACAGAGAUCGAGUUGCCUGAUGUUGAACCUGCUGCCUUCCUGGCUUUGCUAAAAUUCCUGUAUUCUGAUGAAGUGCAGAUAGGACCAGAAACGGUGAUGACCACUCUGUACACUGCCAAAAAGUAUGCUGUGCCAGCGCUGGAAGCACACUGCGUGGAGUUUUUAAAGAAAAACUUGCGGGCCGAUAAUGCCUUCAUGCUCCUCACACAGGCUCGCUUGUUUGAUGAACCUCAGCUUGCCAGUCUAUGCCUGGAGAACAUUGACAAGAACACCUCAGAUGCUAUAAAUGCAGAGGGCUUCACAGACAUUGAUUUGGAUACACUGAUGGCUGUCCUUGAGAGGGACACCCUUGGGAUCCGUGAGAUCCGGCUGUUCAAUGCUGUAGUGCGCUGGUCAGAGGCCGAAUCUCAGCGGCAGCAGCUGCCAGUGACGCCAGAGAACAAGCGUCGGGUACUGGGCAAAGCACUUUCUCUCAUUCGCUUCCCACUGAUGACAAUUGAGGAGUUUGCAGCAGGUCCUGCUCAGUCUGGCAUCCUGACAGACCGGGAAGUGGUUAGCCUAUUUCUCCACUUCACAGUGAACCCCAAGCCCAGAGUGGAGUUCAUUGAUCGGCCGCGAUGCUGCCUGAGAGGCAAGGAGUGCAGCAUCAACCGCUUUCUACAGGUGGAGAGCCGUUGGGGUUACAGCGGGACCAGUGACCGCAUCCGGUUUUCUGUAAAUCGACGAAUAUUUAUUGUAGGAUUUGGUUUGUAUGGCUCAAUCCAUGGCCCCACAGAUUACCAAGUCAAUAUACAGAUCAUCCACACAGACAGCAACACCAUCCUAGGUCAAAACGACACUGGCUUCAGCUGUGAUGGCUCAUCUAAUACCUUCCGAGUCAUGUUCAAAGAACCUGUGGAGAUUCUGCCCAAUGUUAACUAUACAGCCUGUGCCACACUCAAGGGCCCAGACUCCCACUAUGGCACCAAAGGCUUGCGCAAGGUGAUUCAUGAGGCGGCCACAACAGGGGCCAAGACUUGCUUUACAUUCUGCUACGCUGCUGGCAACAACAAUGGCACAUCUGUGGAGGAUGGACAAAUUCCAGAAAUCAUUUUCUAUACAUAGUUGUUUUAAGGAUGUGAAAAGGGAUUAAAAGAAUUGCGGGUGCAUCGGAAAGGGUAAGGGCAACACUGCAAAGGCGGCAGAGGAUUCUGAGCAAAAGUUGACAUCAUUCCAAGGUCAUCACCACUCCAAAAAGCUUGUGAGCAAUUUCCAGUUCAUUUGGUGGGGAAUCGGACAUUGGUCAGCGUGCAAGGAGAAGCUCCAGACAACCAAGUUCUAGUUUUGUGCCCAGCCCACCCCCACAGCACCUUGGUUGAGUGGAUACAAUCGUCAGAAAUGUGUAUUCUGCUCACUUGUCUUCCUGGAGAUGGUGAUCACCCCUUUUGCAGAGAGAGCUGACUGCAAGUGAAGUGGACAUCUCAACAAAAUGCAUGGACUCUCCCACCCUCGCCUCAGAGCCCACUCAACUCUGGGCUCUUUUCUGCCUGUACUACACUUGCUAGAGAGUUAAAUGCAAGUGGGUGGAGGAUACUUGCGUGAACGUCAUGCAGAAUCCAGGUUUGGUGUGCACUUACUCCCAUCAAGCAACAGGACCACCAGAAACUGCAGGUCCAAGGCCUGGAUUUUAAAGGAUACUGUGUGGUACAUUUCCCCAUUGACGUUUUAAUUGAAGAAUUUAAUCUCUCCAUUGAGGCACUUGUCUUUUGCCAUGUGUAUGAAAUGAACAGGUUUGAAGUGCACAUUUAACUUACUGAAUGUAAACAGUUACAUGCGUGUGUUCUCUGCACUGGCUUCUCAUUAUGAACUGUAUAUAUUCAUGAAAAUAAAGGUUUGUGUUAAA
This is a messenger RNA of Erpetoichthys calabaricus (reedfish), 2621 nucleotides long. Its product is annotated as BTB/POZ domain-containing protein 2. Gene Ontology annotation, biological process: neurogenesis. Bases 128 to 1843 code for a protein of 571 amino acids. Gene Ontology annotation, molecular function: protein binding. Lineage: Eukaryota; Metazoa; Chordata; Cladistia; Polypteriformes; Polypteridae. Gene Ontology annotation, cellular component: P-body; cytosol. The transcript has 9 exons. The record is from RefSeq and is a predicted model, not a curated record.